AACACCCUGUAUAGUCAAUUGGAUUUAUUGCGAUGUACGAAUUUUCAUGCAAAAAUUGGUUGAACAACAGAACGAAGGGACUUGUAUCGGAUUUUCGCUCCCGAAAACAAGAUGGCGCUGAAAAUAAUGCACCCGAACACGCCAAAGCUGCGGCAUCACACCGUGCGAUUUUCUGGUGACGAUCUGCCGAAAUACAAGUCUUUGGAUCAUUCAGAAACAAUGAUGCCGGACUACGCGGGGCCCCAGUCGUUCCCAGGAAUAGAUUCCGGGGCCCCGAGCCCUGAUAGUUGUUCGUACGUACCAGCCGCGCAAAGAUUUCGACUUAAUGAGCAACGUAUAAAACUUCUAACAGCAAUCAACCAAAUAGUGCAGCACCGCGCUGAGUUGGAGUCCAACCGCGCGACCCUCUCUUCCCUCCUCGACGAGUUGAGGAGGAAACUCAAGAGGAGGGUCGAAGAGUGUCACUAUGAGAAGCGGGAUCAGAUGAAGGCAUUAAAACAAGCGAACCAUCGGCUCGAGAAAGAGAAGCACAACAUAACAAGCGAGAUAGAACACCUGAAGCGGCAUUUGGAGAAGGAAGAGUCACAUCACGUCCAACACGCGAGGAACGCGGUUGUGCAUGCAAUCCAAGGAGUAACAAAAGCACCGAACGAUAUAUUCACUCCAUGCUCCGUGUCACAGUUACCGGACAUCGUCAGCAGAAACGUCGCUAAGAAUGCUCCUUCUAAAGUUGCAGACUACAAGCUAGCAGCUGCAAGACUUAUGCGAGAUAUUGUUGACUUGCGACAGCGACUUGCGCAAGUGGAGGCUAAACUGGCUAACGAAUUGAAGCGUAAACGGCAGGUUGAGAUCGACAUUGUGCGACUGAGGAAGGAGCUGUCAGCGUCCAAGAGCAACAUGGCGUCGUUGAGGUUGUUACCCGCGCCGCAAUCGAGGAAACCGUGCUCGAGAUUCGCGUAAUUUGGCGGGGAAUUUGU
Messenger RNA from Colias croceus (clouded yellow), 977 nucleotides. RefSeq lists its product as uncharacterized. The transcript is spliced from 8 exons. NCBI's taxonomy places the organism in Eukaryota, Metazoa, Arthropoda, Insecta, Lepidoptera, Pieridae. Bases 112 to 960 code for a protein of 282 amino acids. The record is from RefSeq and is a predicted model, not a curated record.